CUGACGAAGGAGGAAGAAGAGCGCAUAUUUGCCGAGUACCACUAUACGGGAGCAACAACGAAUAUUCACCCGCUAUUGUCCUCUCUCAUUAACUAUACGCAUCCGGUGAAGUUCAGCGGUUUCGAUGUCGCAGAAGUCAACAAUCUACAUUACCACAUGUCGUCCUUCUCGGAAUCUACUGGUCUCGGAUACUUGAAGCAGUGUGCCCCUGAGUUCGUGAACUACAACAAACGACAAUUGAGUAGAAUAUAUCCGAAGGGCGCAAGAGUGGAUUCUAGCAACUUUCUGCCGCAGAUUUUCUGGAAUGCCGGCUGCCAGAUGGUAGCUUUAAAUUUCCAAACUCCUGAUGUAUAUAUGCAACUGAAUAUGGGGAAAUUCGAGUACAAUGCCGGCUCUGGGUAUCUGCUGAAACCCGAUUUCAUGCGUCGUCCUGAUAGAACGUUCGAUCCCUUUUCUGAAUCACCUGUAGAUGGUGUCAUAGCAGCUCAUUGCAGUGUGCGGGUAAUCUCGGGACAAUUCCUUACUGACCGAAAGGUUGGUACGUACGUGGAAGUAGAAAUGUAUGGCCUUCCUACCGAUACCAUCAGGAAAGAGCACAGGACAAGGACCGUAGCUGCUAAUGGAUUAAAUCCUGUUUAUGCUGAGGCUCCUUUUGUAUUCCGAAAGGUUAUUGUUUAUCUCAAACUAGUUUAUAAGGUUGUGCUUCCGGAACUGGCUGUCUUACGGUUCGCUGUUUACGAUGAGAAUGGCAAACAACUUGGGCAGCGGAUUCUGCCAUUGGAUGGUCUCCAAGCUGGUUAUCGCCACAUCUCGCUUAGAUCGGACACGAAUCAGACGAUGGUCCUUGUGCCCACUUUAUUUGUACACAUUGUGAUCAAGACAUAUGUUCCUGAUGAACUUAGUGGUCUUGUGGACGCACUUGCUGAUCCGAGAGCUUAUCUUUCCGAGCAAAAGAAGCGGCAAGAAGCUUUAGCGCACAUGGGAGUGGAUGAUAGCGAUAUUGUCGAGGUGUGCAGGACAUUACUUUUAAAGUCUCCUUUUUGUUUACAUUUGCCGAAAAAAGAAAAUCCUCCAUCAUCUGCGCGCUCUGAUGGUAAUUUGGUCACAACUUCGAAAGCGAACAAUGAGGCUGCACCAGUGGAUAAGUUUAAGGUUGAGCCUAUCGACGUGGACGAUCUGAAAAAGGACAAAGUAUUUGCCAAACUUUUGAAGAAGUUUCAGAAGGAAAGUGAAGAGCUUAAAAAGAAGCAUCAGAAGCAACGCGAUAGCAUUCAGAAACAGCAGGUCUGUUUACGUUGUUAA
Messenger RNA from Strongylus vulgaris, 1302 nucleotides. Lineage: Eukaryota; Metazoa; Nematoda; Chromadorea; Rhabditida; Strongylidae. The record is from the annotation of a GenBank genome assembly.